AUGGCACCCACCGUCAUAGCAGACGAGAGCGUCUCCAACGUCCUCCGCUACCUGAAAGUCCUUCACCGCCACAUCUGCCACACCCCAAUCACCUACGACCCCUCCCCCCCCUCCCCCCCUCCACCUCCCUACUCCCACUCCCCUCCCGACCCUCCCCUGACAGUCCCCGACCCGAAAAUCAUCCUCAAGACGUACGACCAGCUAGACGAAUGGUACGAGACACUUAUCCACGUAGCCUGCCUCCUCAACCUUGCCCCCUUGUUCCUCGACCCACCCGACUUUUUCACGGGGCACACCGACAAGAUGACUUGGGAUGACGAGAGGAUGAACAACCAGACCGAGUUUGCGGGUUGUUACGAUGACGAUGGCGGGCAGACAUAUUUGCUUACUAUUCUUAAGAAACCGGAGUACCCCGUGAUAUGGGAGCGUUUUCCCGGCGUGUUUCUGCAUCGGUUGACGGUGUUGGAGGAAGAGAGUCUGAUUGAGAGGGUUGAGAGGGAUGAUGAGCGGGGUAUAUGGGGGUUUUUGGGGCAGGGGAAUGGGAGUAGGUAUACUAUUGUUUGGAAGGAGGCGCCGAGUAGGGAGAGGGAGAGGAGGUUGGGGUGGGAUAAGCUGGAGCGGGAGGAGAAGAGGGAGUGGGAGGGGGUGGUUUGGGCGUUGGGGUUGAUGAGGGCUUGGUUGGGGGGGGCGAUUGAUAGGGGGUUGUUGAGGAAGGUGAUGGAUCCGGAUGAGGGGGUGGUUUUUGAAGUUAGGAAGAGGGGGGGGAGGAGGAGGGAUGAUGAUGUGGGGGAUUGGGGGGAGGCGGGGGGAUUGAGGAAGUUGGUCAUGGGGUGUAUGAGGGUGUUGGAGGUGGAGGAGGAUGAGAGAUGGAAGGUUGAGGAGGAGAGGGAGGAGGAGGAGGAGGAGGAGGAGGAGGAGGAGGAGGAGAAGGAGGAGAAUGAGGAGAAUGAGGAGGAAAGGAGAAGGGAAAUUAGGGAGAAGAAGAGGAAGGCGGUGGAUUGA
Podospora pseudocomata is the source of this 1002-nucleotide messenger RNA. RefSeq lists its product as uncharacterized. The record is from RefSeq and is a predicted model, not a curated record. Lineage: Eukaryota; Fungi; Ascomycota; Sordariomycetes; Sordariales; Podosporaceae. Bases 1 to 1002 code for a protein of 333 amino acids. The transcript has 2 exons.